AUGCCUUUAUCCGAGGAUCAGCAGCCUCCGCGAAAGAAGAUCCGCAAGGGGACCCGCAGUUGCUGGGAAUGUAAACACCGCAAGGUGCGCUGUCAUUUUGCUUCUGAUGGUGACCGUAGCUGCAGAGAGUGUCUGGUUCGGGGUUUGCUCUGUCGCACCCAGGAUUUGCCAAAACCUGAAAAUCCCCGCGAAUCAGAUCGUGCAUCUUUGAAUGACCGAUUGGCUCGAGUGGAAUCGCUCUUGGAGAGAUUUAUGCAGCGUUACGAUGGCGAUACCGAUCAGUCGUUUCCCCGAGCCGCGGGUGACAAUAAUGGCCCUGUUUCAAGUCCGACGGCUGCAACUCCUGCUCAUGAAAAUGCCCCAGUCUUAUCUCUUUUUGACAAUGAGGUGCUAGGUUUUCGACGACAAGAUGUAACGACAGUGCCUAACAUAUCCUUGUAUUGGGCGGCAAACCGGGACUGGAAAAGACUGAGCCGCACCCUUUUCGUAGCAUUGCCUUCCCAAGACACAUUGGAAAAGCUAGCAGAAACCAGCAGUUGCUGGUGGCUAGUCCGCGCGCAGUGCUUCCAAGACUACGAAACGUCAUUGCUUUCUAUCCCAGUGGCGGACCUUUCAAAUAGCCACCCGGUUGUGAUUGCUACCACUCUCAUGUGGACCGCGAUUAGUCUGCAACAACUUCCACCUAACUAUGACACGAGCUUUUUGGAACUUCCCUGCCAUCCAACCAAGCUCAUCGAGCAGUACAUCAACUUAGUUGUUACAUCUGUCUGCUCCGACGAAGCCAUGGUUAGUAACAUCAACGGGCUUGAGUGUUUGGUUCUUCAGGGAAUCUUUUACAAUAAUGAUGGGAAGCUAAGGAGUGCAUGGCUAUCCUAUCGCCGUGCUCUAGAUGUCGCUCAGAUCAUCGGGCUCCAUCGUCCGUUGCUAGCCGGUUCAGAGAAUAGCGAAUCUCUGCAUCGCGCCAGGAGUAUCUGGAAGCACAUCAUCUAUGCAGACCGAUAUCUUUCGCUCAUGCUCGGAAUGUACCAUGGCAUUGGCGAUGCGGCAUUGGAGCGGCAAGAAGAUAACCUAAGUGAUGUGCCGAAUUCAUCUUCCAUGGACCUUCUUUGCCGAGUGGCCGGGUCAAUAAUCGAGCGAAAUCAGAACUUUCCAACCGUCACCCCAAUCAUGGUGCGAAUGACCCAGACCAUCGAUUCAAAGCUAGGGACGAUCGAUCCUCCAAUGGUAGAAGAAUAUACACUUUCCACCGCUGGCAAAUCUGCGGAAAGAGCCCAAUACUAUGCCAAACUCAUGACCCAGCUAUGGUACUACCAGCUUAUGGCGUGGCUACACCUGCCUUUUCUCUUGGAGACAGGCAGCCAGGGCCGUUAUGACUAUAGUCGACAGAGCUGUCUUCAAGCCUCCAGACACAUGAUCACCAGCUACACCGCAAUCCGACGCCUCACUGCAGACAGCUUCUGCUGCAAAUCCCUCGAUUUCCAGGCUUUCACUGCUGCAGUAACGCUUAUGAUAAGUGUACUGGGACCAAAUGGUCGAACAAAUCAGUCCCCAGACGACCUUGAGGCUGUUGGACGAGUCAUACAGAUUCUGGAAGAAUUGACAAAAGGAAGCACUCCUGAUAAAGUUGCAACUCGCGGUCUCAGUGUUUUACAGACACUGAAACGAGUCGCGACGGGGAAGAAUCCAAUACAGCCUGUCUCUCCCGAAGGUCAAUCUAAUGGAGAACAACCCAGCCACAUCAAGGUUGAUAUUCCUUACUUUGGCACUAUUGUCCUUGACCGUAGGACUCGAGCCAGUUCUUCACAGCAAGAUAUUUCUGAUCAUGGCCUACCACCGGCGCCGGGCAAUGGUGGACCUGGGACAAACGGACCAUCAGCGUCAAAGGCGAAUUUGAUGGAACAUAACUCUGCACAAAUGGAGUCGGGGUUAUCAGUCCCUUUGACAGAGACAAGCCUUGACUUUGAGCCUGCUGCGGAGAUUUGGACGCUUCAUCCUGAUUUAAUAAUGCAGCCUUCCUUCGUGGCCGACCUUGGUGAUAACUGGGAUCUGGGACUUUAA
Penicillium riverlandense is the source of this 2058-nucleotide messenger RNA. RefSeq lists its product as uncharacterized. The record is from RefSeq and is a predicted model, not a curated record. Lineage: Eukaryota; Fungi; Ascomycota; Eurotiomycetes; Eurotiales; Aspergillaceae. Gene Ontology annotation, molecular function: zinc ion binding; DNA-binding transcription factor activity, RNA polymerase II-specific. The coding region runs from base 1 to 2058 and encodes 685 amino acids. The transcript has 3 exons. Gene Ontology annotation, biological process: regulation of DNA-templated transcription.